Calliphora vicina (urban bluebottle blowfly) is the source of this 561-nucleotide messenger RNA. RefSeq lists its product as uncharacterized. NCBI's taxonomy places the organism in Eukaryota, Metazoa, Arthropoda, Insecta, Diptera, Calliphoridae. Bases 86 to 436 code for a protein of 116 amino acids. The record is from RefSeq and is a predicted model, not a curated record. The transcript has 2 exons.
CAACAACAACAAUUCAAAUUUAUUUACAGUUUAAUAAUUUUUUGUUGUUAUUAUACAUUUAAUUCCGCAUAGAAUUUCCAUAAAAAUGAGUGAAUUACAAAAUACUUUAACACAAGAUCAUAUUAAAUUGGUGGAAAGUAUCAAUCGCCGUGUUGACAGUAUUUACCAGCAAUUGUGUGAAUAUGAUGAUUCCAUUGAUCCGCGCACUUUGGAGGAGUAUGGUGAUGCUCAGACAAAAAUUAUGGAUCUACUGGAAACAUUAGAGACCAUACAGGAUGCUGCCCAGCGUAUACGGCCCUUUAAUUUGCAAUUACGUUCGCAGCAGCAGGCUUUGGAUGAACAAAUGAAAUGCUUGGAGUUAUCGGUGGAUUUAAUGAAACUGGAAACGGGUGCGGUGGACAAAUCUGAAAGUAGUGGGAGUGUAAUGCAGGAAUAGUAAGGGAGAGUUGCAGACAAUUUUAUAAUCAUAAAAUAUUAAGUAUUAGUACAUGAUUGAUCUGAUUUUUUUUUUACAAUUUUAUAGAUUUUCAUAUUAUACCUACCUAUUUAAUGAAAUUGUGG